AUGGGUGAUACCGAUAACGACGUCGCCCGACACAAGUCAAUCAAUCGCAGUCCUUCGGUUGCACCACCGAGUAUGCGGAAUGGGAUGGGUAACGCUGGUUCAGUGACUCCUCCGGACUUGGAACAGAAGGUAGGGAGACUCGCUGAUUUGUUACCUCAUGCGGACAGGAAGGUCUUGGAAGGCUAUUUACGAAGAGCGGGAGGUAUGGAUAUGGUUGCUAUUGGGCGAUAUCUUGAUGACGAAAAGAACGGGCUAUUAAUACGAGAUUGA
Molecule: messenger RNA, 270 nt
Organism: Fomitiporia mediterranea MF3/22
Lineage: Eukaryota; Fungi; Basidiomycota; Agaricomycetes; Hymenochaetales; Hymenochaetaceae
Exons: 1
Coding region: 1-270 (89 amino acids)
Source: RefSeq, a predicted model, not a curated record